UGGUCAGAUCGUAGCUGGCUGCGGUGAUGAUCGUUUAUGUCUCAGAUACUGCGCCGUCUUCAUACAUUUUCUCUUCAUCUGUGCGAGUAGACCCAAAGAGGUACCAUGGCACCUGGAAAGAAGAGCAGAGUGUUUGUUAUAGGAGUUGGGAUGACAAAGUUUGACAAGCCCGGAGCUCGGGAAGAUUAUGACUACCCUGAUAUGGCCAAAGAAGCAGGUCAAAGGGCUCUAGCAGAUGCAGGAAUCCCAUAUUCUGCCAUUGAACAAGCCUGUGUAGGAUACGUCUAUGGUGACUCCACAUGUGGACAAAGGGCCAUUUACCACAGCCUGGGUCUGACCGGGAUCCCCAUUAUCAACGUCAAUAACAACUGCUCCACAGGGUCCACUGCUCUCUUCAUGGCACGCCAGCUGGUCCAGGGAGGUCUUGCUGAUUGUGUGCUUGCUCUUGGCUUUGAGAAGAUGGAGAGGGGCUCUCUGUCUGCAAAGUACAUGGAUAGGACAAAUCCCAUGGAUAAGCACAUGGAGGUGAUGAUCAACCGCUAUGGGAUGGCAGCAGCACCAGCAGCACCACAGAUGUUUGGCAAUGCUGGCAGGGAGCAUAUGGAGAAAUAUGGCACAAAACCAGAACACUUUGCCAAAAUUGCCUGGAAAAACCACAAGCAUUCCACCAAUAACCCGUACUCCCAGUUCCAGGACGAGUACAGUGUGGAGCAGGUGACGAAGUCCAGGAAGGUGUUUGACUUUCUCACACUGCUGCAGUGCUGCCCUACAUCAGAUGGUGCUGGAGCAGCAGUUUUGGCCAGUGAGGCCUUUGUCAGGAAACACCACCUGGAGAACCAGGCAGUGGAGAUUGUGGCCCAAGAGAUGGUGACCGACCUUGCCUCCACAUUUGAAGAGAACAGCUGCAUUAAAAUGGUGGGGUACGACAUGUCUCGGGUGGCGGCUAAAAAGUGUUUUGAGGCUGCUGGUCUGAAGCCAGGUGACGUCGAUGUGGUUGAGCUGCACGACUGCUUCUCAGCCAAUGAGCUCAUCACAUAUGAGGCCUUAGGGUUGUGCCCAGAGGGUAAAGCUGGAGAGCUGAUUGACAGAGGAGACAACACAUAUGGAGGCAAGUUUGUGGUCAACCCCAGUGGUGGCCUCAUCUCUAAAGGACAUCCUCUUGGUGCCACAGGUCUGGCCCAGUGCGCAGAGCUGUGCUGGCAGCUCCGAGGGAUGGCUGACCGGAGGCAGGUCCCCGGGGCAAAAGUGGCCUUACAACACAACAUUGGCUUAGGAGGAGCAGUGGUUGUCACACUAUACAAGAUGGGUUUCCCACAAGAGGCGAGCUCCCGCGUAGGUGCAGUUCUCACCAGCUCAGGCAGCGGUCUGGAAGGGUUUAAAGCUUAUCCUGUCUUCAAAGAGAUUGAAAAACAUCUCCAGCAGGAAGGAGCGCAGCUUGUUAAGAAGAUUGGUGGAGUGUUCGCUUUCAAUGUGAAGGACGGCCCAAGUGGGAAAGAGGCAACCUGGAUUGUUGAUGUGAAAAAUGGCAAAGGUUCUGUCACAAAUGACCCAGGUAAAAAGGCAGACUGCACACUGUCCAUGAGCGAUGAGGAUGUCCUGGAGUUGAUGACAGGAAAGUUGAACCCACAAACGGCAUUCUUCAAGGGGAAGCUGAAGGUCACUGGGAACAUGGGCAUGGCUAUGAAGCUGCAGAACCUCCAGUUUGCACCAGGCAAGGCCAAGCUGUGAGACUAUAUUUCUAUUCAUAUUGGAGGCUAAUUUGUAGUAAAACUGAAUUCUACGUGUUGAAUUGAACUAACUGACCGGGUACUUGCUUGGUCUUGAAGAAAGUCCAUUAUGUGAACACACUGCUCGGUUCUGUACUGAUUAUGUCAGCUCUUUAACUCUAAUUUAAAAUAUGAACUAUCCACAGUGAGUUUUUAAGAGUCCAAAUUUAAAGAUACUAACAUGCUGCUCUUUAAUUAUCUAUAAUUAUGUAUUCAAAGUCUCAAUGUACCCUAAUUUGUUUAUAAGAAUUGAACUUGUAGUUUUUGAGAAAUGAUUUUUCACAGAAUGUACAUCUGUAAAUAAAACCCAGUUUCUGAAAUGAAAUAAAUACAAUCUUUAAUGAC
Molecule: messenger RNA, 2111 nt
Organism: Archocentrus centrarchus (flier cichlid)
Lineage: Eukaryota; Metazoa; Chordata; Actinopteri; Cichliformes; Cichlidae
Gene: scp2a
Product: sterol carrier protein 2a
Exons: 16
Coding region: 106-1728 (540 amino acids)
Molecular function (GO): acyltransferase activity, transferring groups other than amino-acyl groups
Source: RefSeq, a predicted model, not a curated record